Closterium sp. Yama58-4 is the source of this 2271-nucleotide messenger RNA. The record is from the annotation of a GenBank genome assembly. Lineage: Eukaryota; Viridiplantae; Streptophyta; Zygnematophyceae; Desmidiales; Closteriaceae.
AUGGGAGGACCAAAGAUGCGCCUUUCGCCGUCCCUGCCGGACCUUACUUCCCUUGAUUCCACGUCGGAGGACGUCAACCGCGUUGCACCGGACUGCACCACUCAGCCGCUCACUUCACCUUGGACCAGAGGCGUUCUUUCUCCCACGAGCCCCGUCAUCCUCCCACCGUUUUCUCCUUCCGCCACAACACCUUCGCAAUCCAGCCCAAGCCCAAAAUUCUCUGAGUCUUCCGUUUUGGAUUCGAGUUCUGGAGCGCGCCGAGCGAAAGCCGCUGGAAGCAAGGUGUGCAUGAACAACGGAGGCAUCGGCAAAGAGAAGCCGGGGAAACCCGCAUUUCUGGACAGCGGGCCGCCGUUGCUGAAGCGCACGGGGCACGCGCGGCGAUACUCCCUGGGCGGCGGCGGCGACUACCCGCGCAGCAUCAGCGCAAACGGCGUGGAGCUCAGCCGGGCCGACUCGCUCACCUCUCACCGCCGACCCGCGUUCCCCGCUGCUCAAAGCCUGUCAACCACCGCUGGAUCAGCAACACAGGUUCCUGAGAGAGAGGAAGAGAGCGGUCCUAUGAGGGGUACGGUUGCGACAAGCGACAGGAGAAGCAAAGGGAAGAGCGGCUUGGCGCGCUUGGAUGAUGAGGGGAGCGAGGCGUACGACUCGGACGAGGAGUUCGUGAAGCUGUACGGGCUGGUCGCCCAGCACCGCGCAGCAGAGCGAGCCAUCGUCUCCAACGCCUUCGCCAAAGUGCUCUCCAAACCCGCCAGCGGCGGUUGUAGCCCUAGGAUGGGGACUGGCAGCGGUUGUAGCCCGAGGAUGGGGAGUGGCAGCGGUUGUAGCUCUACUGGCAGCGGCUGUAGCAGCAUUGUCAGCCCCAAGUUCACAUCUCAGAGCGGCAGUGGCAGCAGUAUCCGAUGGGCUGGUGGCGAUAUCAUGUCCACUACCAACGACAAGACAUGUGCUGUGGUAGCUGCUGAUGAGCAUGAGGGCCGCCUUAAUGCGCCCGGCUGUGCUGACAUGCUCCUAAAUCAUGAUAUCACAUCAGUUGAGGCGCUGCUUCCAAGUCCCAAAGCAGCAGCGUUGGGAUCUCGUGCUGCUAUCAAGGGGAAUGCAGGGAAUGCGCCUUGCACUGUUCUGAGGAAUCAGAGUCGAAAGAGCCUCGAUUCUGCCGUGGUGAAUAUGGCGUUUACUGGUGCUGACGGAAGAGAGAGCGUCCAGUCGCUGAUGGACUUGGGGAAAACACAAAUCAGCCAGCGAAAACAUGGACACCAGCAGCAGUCGCAGAGGGAGAAAGGCUCUCUGUUGGACCAAUCAGGUGCUGAGAUGGAUUUUGCUGUGGUUGGCACAAGAGCAGCACUAUCACCCAGCACGGACUUUCCGAGUGCGCCGCAAGGAGAGCCACAAACGGCGGCGGCUGCAUCGUCCCAACCUGUUCCGCCAUAUCCCCAACCUGUUCCGCCAUAUCCCCAACCUGUUCCACCUUAUCCCGGACCUGUUCCGCCUUAUCCUGGACCUGUUCCGCCUUAUCCCGGAUCUGUUCCGCCAUAUCCCCAACCUGUUCCGCCAUAUCCCCAACAUGCUCCGCCUUAUCCCGGGCCUGUUCCGCCUUAUCCCCAAUCUGUUCCGCCAGUCGCCGUGAUGGGCACUCCCGUGGCGUCACCGUUGCCUGCUCGUUGCGCCAAACCCGAGAAUAGCCGCGUGGUCAUCUCACAGGGAGAGGGCGGGGCGCUCGAGGUGCGCAUCCCCGCAGCAGGGUUCUACCCGGACGGCCCCGCGGGGUGGAUCCUCUGCGUCCUCACCCCCUUUCUCGUUGCAGUUGCAGUGGCGGUCGCCAUGUUCCUGCCCUUCACCAUCUGCAUCCUCUGCGGCUUCACCGUCUGCUCCUUUGCAUGGAUCAAUGGCGCAACUCGCUCGGAGACCAUUGUGCUGUCACCCGAGCUCUUCACCAUCUCCACUUCAAGCUCCGGCUCGACCAAGCGGAAGCAGGGCAGCACGCCAAGGGUGCGCGCCAUCGUCGUGCAGAACCCAAACUCCCCACAGCCGCUACCACCUCCGCCAGUGCAUAGCAUCGCUGCCCAAGGUCCCAUCCCUCCUCCUCCUGCCCCUGUCACGCGCUCAGCAGCUAAGCCGGCAGAGCUGGUGUGCAUGAUUGUUGGGAUGGAGCAGGAGGAGUACCGGUUUGGCAAGACCUUGACUGAUGCGGAGAAGCAUUGGGUGGUGGGCGAGCUGUCUCACCACUUGCAUACCAUGCACAUGCAACCAGAGCAACAAAAUGUUUAG